AUGGGCAGCUACGGCUCCAGCGCACAAGUAGUCGACGUCGAGCAGGAGCGGCACAUCAUGAGCAUCGCCGACCGCUUGUACGCGUACGACCUGACGUGGUCGACCCGACUGUACCACCGCUUCGGCCGGGACCGCAUACCGCGUCUCUGCUGGGAGAUUUUCUCCCACUCGGGCGAUGGCUUUCUGUGGAUCCUCACGAUUCCACCUGUACUUGGACUCCUCUGGGUCUCUGGACUUAUCGGACCUUUUGAGCCUGCAACAAAACUACUGCUAUCCGUGCUUGCAACGGUCAUGGUCGUGGACAUCCUUGCUAUCAUGCUUCUCAAGCAGGUGUUCCACCGUCAACGACCUCCGUUUCACCAAGUGGAUGUACGAUUUGUGGGUCCCGAUCAACACUCGUUCCCCUCAGGACACUCGACGCGGGUGUGGGCUAUGGUGGCGAUGCUUGUCUACUUGUCCGAGACGCAUCCCUCGGUUGUACGCAAUUUUGGCUUUGGCCUAUCUCCGGUAGCACUGGUGGCGGUCUCGUUUGUCUGGGCGCUGAUCAUCAAUUUCUCGCGCGUAGCUCUGGGCCGCCACUACCCAACCGACGUGCUCGCCGGCUCGCUUAUCGGCUACUUUGUAUUCUGGCCGAUUUCGCUCGUCCUUGCCACGCACUUUGGCAUGCUGGAUGUACACCUUCCGAUGCACUGA
Molecule: messenger RNA, 693 nt
Organism: Hyaloperonospora brassicae
Lineage: Eukaryota; Oomycota; Peronosporomycetes; Peronosporales; Peronosporaceae
Source: the annotation of a GenBank genome assembly